Chelonus insularis is the source of this 1298-nucleotide messenger RNA. RefSeq lists its product as uncharacterized. Lineage: Eukaryota; Metazoa; Arthropoda; Insecta; Hymenoptera; Braconidae. The record is from RefSeq and is a predicted model, not a curated record. The transcript has 2 exons. Bases 748 to 1230 code for a protein of 160 amino acids. Gene Ontology annotation, molecular function: protein dimerization activity.
GUAAAUUACCGGUAAAAAACGCGUCAAUGACCAAGCCUGUUUUACCAUACCGGUCAGAAAAAUGCUGAUCUCUGAUUGGUUAAUACAUGUCCAAUCACAGUUUAGAAUUCCCAACGGCAUACAACUGUUUAUUUGUUCUAUCAGAUAAGGAUUUUCAUUGAGAACUUGGUGCAAUGGGGGAGAACAAAUCAAUAUAUAAACAUUUCUCUGCAUUACCUCUGCAACCUAACCAAAAAUUAAAAUCGUAUUCAUGUAACUAUUGCAAGAAAAAGUAUGCAGAAAACAUUACUCGCAUGCGAAAACAUCUUUAUAAAGAGUGUAGAAGUUGUCCUCAAGACUUACGGAAACUUUUAAAACCAUGUAAACCUCGUAAACGAAAUAAUUCUCAUCUAAACAGCACAGACGACUCAUUUACUAUUGAAGAUUUGAAUGGAGCAGACAAUAGAGCAAGUACUUCAAUGAUUUCAAAUGAAAAUUUACCAAAUAAUAUAAGUGUUUGUAGCAAUAACUAUAAAAAAAAUACAAUCGAUAGUUUUUGUGAUAAAAUGUCAAAAAAAGAUGAAGAUUCUCUACAAGAACUACUUGCAGAAGCGAUUUAUGCAUCUGGUACACAAUUAUGUAUAACAGACGAUCCAUAUUGGCUAAAAUUUUUUAACGCAUUACGGCCUUCAUUUAAUUUGCCAUCAACAAAUCAAAUAUCAAAUAAUCUUUUAGAUUCAGUAUUCGUUAGAACACAAAAUAUGGUUAAUGAAAAAAUUGAAUCUGCUACUACUGUUGGAGUGCAAUAAAUUAAAUCUAAAUAGUGAUAAGGUAUUAAAAGAUUUAACAGAUUAUGUGUCAGAAUCAAGUAUGUGGAGUUACGACUACGUUAAGCGAGCAAGUAUAAUCACUUCAGCAUGUCAAUGGUGGCAAAGUAUUUGCCAAAAAUCUUCGUUGAGCAAAAUAGCUGUGGCUAUAUUGACUUUACCUGCAACAUCAGCUGCAACCGAGCGUUCCUUUAGUACACAAGGAUGGAUUCAUUCAUCUAAAAGAAAUAGGUUAAGUAUCGAUAGAGCUGGAAAAAUAACAUACAUUGCAAGAAAUUUAAAAUUACUUAAUCCUUCACCAAAAAAUACAGAAGAAGAAUGGGAAAAAGAUGAGGAAAGUAAUAAAGGAGAGGAUGAAAUAAGUGAAAUUUGUGCUGAGCAUGAAGAAGUUGAAUUUUUAGAAGAAGAAUUUACUCAAGACUAAUUAGUGAUGUUGAUGGAAUUGAAUCAGUAUUAGACUUGUUAUUUCCUAAUGAAAUAUGUCAAUUAUUA